AUGGUGACAACCAAGGCGAACGACGGGCAGACGGCGCUGGUUGCUGGCGCCAACACCGGGCUCGGCCUCGAGACGGCGCGAGGCCUGUACGAGCGCGGCGCGCGCGUGCUGCUGGCCGUGCGCUCGGAUGCGCGCGGCCAGGCGGCCUGCGAACGGCUGGAGUGGGACGCCGCCGACCCCGCCAUCAACGAACGGGAGCAGCGGCUCGACCUGCUCAUCAACAACGCUGGCGUCGCCGCAUCUGAGCGCAGCGAGACUGAAGACGGCUUCGAGACGACGUUCGGAGUCAACCACCUGGGCCACUUCCUGCUGACGCUGCUGCUGCUCGGUAAGCUGAAGGCGUCGGCACCCGCCCGCGUCGUGGUCCUCUCUUCCGACGCGCACAAGACGGGCCGCAUGCACUUCGACGACCUGCAGCUAACACGCGGCUACAGCUUGUGGAAGGCCUACGCGCAGAGCAAGCUGGCCAACGUGUUGUUCGUCCGAGAGCUGUCCCGCCGCCUGGCCGGCACCAGUGUCACCGUCUACGCCGUUCAUCCGGGAACAGCGCGCACCGAGAUCGGCCGGAAUUUGUCGGGAUGGCAACGCUGCUUGGUAUGGCCGUUUAGACCGCUGUUCAAGACGCCGGCGGCCGGCGCCAGGACCAGCCUGUUCUGCGCGCUAGACCCGGAGCUAGCCGGCGCCAGCGGCCACUAUUACAAGCGGUAG
This is a messenger RNA of Pollicipes pollicipes, 708 nucleotides long. RefSeq names its product retinol dehydrogenase 12-like. Lineage: Eukaryota; Metazoa; Arthropoda; Thecostraca; Pollicipedomorpha; Pollicipedidae. Bases 1 to 708 code for a protein of 235 amino acids. The record is from RefSeq and is a predicted model, not a curated record. The transcript has 4 exons.